GAAGCGCUGGCGGUGUGCUCUCAUGGCGGAACAGUCCGGGGUCCAUAGUUAAGGUUGCACCAUAGAUUUCAGUUUAUUAUUAAUUUCACACUAUUGCCUAGAGCCCAUGGCAGAGAUAGGGAUCCAUUGUGCUAGGCAUGGUACAGACACAUAAUACGAGGCAGUUCCUGUCCCAAAAUGCUUACAGCAUUCAAACAGGCAAGACAGACAAAGGAAAGAUUAAUAUCUCCAUUUUAAAGUUGGGAAGCUGAAGCACAGACAAAUAAAUGAGUGGCUUUACUCAUCCCCAGCUCCAGGAGUCAUGGGAUCCCGUGACGCUCACGGCCGGAGCGCUCCCUGCUAGGAGCGGCCACGCGCCUUGAGCGCACAGGCUGUGGGGGAGGAGCCCGGCUGCGCGAACGCUUCUCUGAGUCCUGCCUUGGGACACCGGGACUACAUCUCCCAGCAGCCCUUGCUCUUCCGGCCGGGGGCGUGCGCAGUCGCGUCUCCAAUGCCGUUCGCCUCGGCGGCGUCGCGCGGGGCGGCUGAAGAUGGCGGCACGCUGGAGCAGCGAGAAUGUGGUGGUGGAGUUCCGGGACUCGCAGGCAACUGCUAUGUCAGUGGAUUGUCUUGGACAGCAUGCGGUGCUCUCAGGCCGCCGUUUCCUCUACCUAGUUAACCUGGAUGUGCCAACCGAAGGUCACCGCAAGAUCUCCCGUCAGAGCAAAUGGGACAUUGGGGCAGUGCAAUGGAAUCCACAUGACAGCUAUGCACACUACUUUGCAGCUUCGAGCAACCAGCGAGUUGACCUGUAUAAAUGGAAAGAUGGUAAUGGGGAAGUUGGCACGUCACUGCAAGGGCACACGCGUGUGAUCAGUGAUUUAGACUGGGCGGUGUUUGAGCCAGAUCUGCUGGUUACCAGUUCUGUUGAUACGUACAUCUACGUUUGGGAUAUCAAGGACACCAGGAAACCUACAGUCUCGCUCUCUGCAGUUGCUGGAGCCUCCCAGGUCAAAUGGAACAAGAAAAACGCCAGCUGUUUAGCAACCAGCCACGAUGGGGAUGUCCGUAUCUGGGAUAAGCGGAAACCCAGCACUGCAGUGGAGUACUUGGCAGCGCAUCUCUCUAAAAUCCAUGGCCUGGACUGGCAUCCGGACAACGAGUACAUCCUGGCCACUUCCAGCCAGGACAACUCUGUCAGGUUCUGGGAUUACCGUCAGCCUCGGAAAUAUCUCAAUAUCCUCCCCUGCCAGGUUCCAGUCUGGAAGGCGAGAUACACGCCUUUCAGCAACGGGCUGGUGACCGUGAUGGUUCCCCAGCUGCGGCGAGAGAACAGCCUCCUCCUUUGGAACACUUUUGACCUGAACACGCCAGUUCACACCUUCGUGGGACACGACGAUGUGGUGCUGGAGUUCCAGUGGAGAAAGCAGAAAGAAGGCUCCAAGGACUACCAGCUGGUCACGUGGUCUCGUGACCAGACGCUGCGGAUGUGGCGGGUUGACUCCCAGCUGCAGAGGCUGUGUGCUAACGAUAUCUUGGAAGGGGUUGACGAACUCAUUGAUGGGAUUGCCCUCCUGCCUGAGCCGGAUAAGACCCUCCACACCCAGGACUCUGAACCCCAGCAAAGCUCCGGGCAUGCAGAUGAAGAAGCUUUAAAGGAAGAUUUCCAGAACGACCUCCUGGUGGGAAGAAAAUCGGACCUGGUGGGAAGAAAAUCGGACCAGCUGGGGCUGCCGCAGACACUGCAGCAGGAGUUUUCCCUUAUCAACGUGCAGAUCCGUAACGUCAAUGUGGAGAUGGACGCAGUGAAUCGCAGCUGCACAGUGUCUGUGCACUGUGGGAACCAGAGAGUCAAGAUGCGGGUGAUGUUCCCGGUGCAGUAUCCCAAUAAUGCUGCACCCUCCUUCCAGUUUGCCCCCACUACCACUAUCAGCUCCACAAUGAAGGCAAAGCUGCUGAAGAUUUUGAAUGACACUUCCCUGCAGAAGGUGAAGCGGAACCAGAGCUGCCUGGAGCCUUGCCUGCGUCAGCUGGUCUCCUACCUGGAGUCUGUUGUGAACCAGGACGACAGCACCUCCAGCAACCCCUAUGCUCUGACGAACACCGUAACACCGCCAUUGCCCACCUUCGCCCGGGUCUCUAAUGCCUACGGCUCCUACCAGGAUUCCAACAUCCCAUUUCCACGGACCUCUGGAGCCAGGUUCUGUGGCGCAGGUUACCUGGUAUAUUUUACAAGACCCAUGACAAUGCACCGUGCAGUCUCUCCUACAGAACCUACUCCCAGAUCUCUGUCGGCUUUAUCGGCCUAUCAUAGUGGCCUGAUCACGCCGAUGAAGAUCCGUACGGAAACCCCAGGCAAUCUGCGCUUGUACAGUGGGAGUCCCACCCGCAGUGAGAAGGAGCAGGUCUCCAUCAGCUCCUUCUACUACAAGGAGAGGUGUUUUCAUGCGCAGAUGUCUCUUCGCUCUGCUCGGCGGCGCUGGUCCAUACAAGCAAUUAACGACUUCCCGAAAUCAAGGAGAUGGAAAAGCAAGCGUGAGGGGACAGAUGCGAAUAACCGACCUAUUAAAGCUGCUGGCAAAGUCAUCAUACAGGAUAUCUCUUGCCUGCUUCCCGUGCACAAAUCGCUGGGGGAGCAGUACAUACUGAACGUCAGUAACAUUCAGGAGACCUGCCAGAAGAAUGCCUCCUCAGCCCUGGCAGUUGGACGUAGGGAUCUCGUCCAGGUCUGGUCACUGGCUACGGUAGCCACAGAUCUCUGUCUUGGACCAAAGUCUGACCCGGAUUUGGAGACGCCCUGGGCUCAACAUCCAUUUGGACGUCAGCUCCUGGAGUCCUUGCUGGCUCAUUACUGUCAGCUCCAUGACGUGCAGACCCUGGCCAUGCUCUGCAGUGUGUUUGAGGCCCAGUCCAGGCUGCAGGGAUGCGUGAGUUCCUCUGGACCCUUCCUUCAGCGUUCCUCCAACGGGCUCUCCCACAGCCGAUAUCCCAGCUUUACGUCUUCGGGCUCCUGUUCCAGCAUGUCAGAUCCUGGACUCAACACUGGAGGCUGGAACAUAGCAAGCAAAGAGACAGAGCACACAUUCACCGCCUGGUGCGAGUCUUCGCCUGACGACCUCCGCUAUGGAAACCUGACGUACGCUGACCACCGGGAGCGCGAGAGAGAUCAACACGACAAGAACAAAAGGCUCCUGGACCCUGCCAACACUCAGCAGUUUGAUGACUUCAAGAAAUGCUACGGGGAAAUCCUUUAUCGCUGGGGUCUACGAGAGAAACGGGCUGAGGUUCUGAAGUUCGUCUCCUGUCCGCCCGACCCGCACAAGGGAAUUGAGUUCGGGGUGUACUGCACUCACUGCCGCAGCGAGGUGCGGGGCACCCAAUGCGCCAUCUGCAAGGGCUUCACUUUCCAGUGUGCCAUCUGCCACGUGGCAGUGCGAGGCUCCUCCAAUUUCUGUCUGACUUGUGGGCAUGGAGGACACACCAGUCACAUGAUGGAGUGGUUUCGCACCCAGGAAGUGUGCCCCACCGGCUGCGGGUGCCACUGUCUGCUUGAGAGCACGUUCUGAGCACAGUCAGUGAGAGCAGAGAGCGUCCCAGAACUGGAUCUAACACUUAUUCCUAAACCACGGUCAGUCAGCUUCUCUCCACAGUAUCUACAGAGGAUGCCUAUGGGGGCUGAAGCAGGGUUUCCUUGCUGUGCAUUGUACUGGUAUUACCAAAUGCUUCCCGUCUUCCAACAUCUUCCCAGGUGUCUCUAGCUAGAAGUGGCCAAACUCCCUGUGCCGUUGCUCGUAAUGCCAUUCUGGGAAAAUCAGGCUCGGCUAGAACGGGUACAUGGCGGGCGGUUCGUCUCCCUGGGGCCGGAGGGAGUGUGUGAAACACCCCCUCUGGAGGGUCUUUCCAAGGGCCUCCUGGGGGGAAGAAGUUGGACAAGAUCAAGUCCCCUGACAAAGACAAUCCUCUUAACUAAGUUAAGGUGAAACUCGUUUCCAGACAGGAGUGAAGUUCCAAUCUUAACUCAGUCUUCAAAGAGCAAAUGGACAAUGAGACUCUGAGCGAAGACAUUUCAAUACCAAGGAGUCAGGGGAGAUUUUUUUAAUGUUUUUUCUGAACUGUGAUUUCUUGGCCUAAUAAAAUUCUGUUAAUCACAUGAAACAAAA
Caretta caretta (loggerhead turtle) is the source of this 4139-nucleotide messenger RNA. It is a transcript of the gene WDR59, whose product is annotated as WD repeat domain 59. The record is from RefSeq and is a predicted model, not a curated record. Gene Ontology annotation, cellular component: vacuolar membrane; Seh1-associated complex. Lineage: Eukaryota; Metazoa; Chordata; Testudines; Cheloniidae. Gene Ontology annotation, biological process: positive regulation of TORC1 signaling; cellular response to amino acid starvation. Gene Ontology annotation, molecular function: protein binding; signaling adaptor activity.